Molecule: messenger RNA, 1698 nt
Organism: Cucumis sativus (cucumber)
Lineage: Eukaryota; Viridiplantae; Streptophyta; Magnoliopsida; Cucurbitales; Cucurbitaceae
Product: probable sugar phosphate/phosphate translocator At3g11320
Exons: 6
Coding region: 50-1309 (419 amino acids)
Cellular component (GO): Golgi apparatus
Molecular function (GO): antiporter activity
Source: RefSeq, a predicted model, not a curated record
GAUUUCCAUUCAAAUCAGCCUAUUGAAAACGUAUACGAUCACGCGGCCGAUGGUUCAACUUUUUUCAAGCUUCAAUUCCAAAAAUUUGUCCUCAUUUCAACAGAUGACACAGAUCUUAAUCUUUUCACCAUCUCCAAUACUUUCCCCUUUCAAUGGGAGGGAGCAGAGAUGGAGGAAAAAGAUAAUUUGUUGUUCAAGACAACAUGUGUGGGAUAAAUCAUUGCUUCAAAGCAAUAGUGGGUUUAGAAAAAUUAGAGCUUCCAAUUCAACAGCAGGAAGUUAUGGCGGAUCUGCUGAGAUAUCUAAAGGUCAACCGCUGGCAUGGAUUUCCACAUGGCCAAACAAACAGACUCAGCCUUGUCAUCAAUACCCACCUCCCAAAAUGAAGGGUACGAGUCGUUUCUUCACGAUCGGCCUUGUUGCCGCUUGGUAUUCCUCCAACAUUGGGGUUCUCUUGCUCAACAAGUAUUUGCUCUCCAACUAUGGUUUCAAGUACCCGAUCUUCCUCACCAUGUGCCACAUGACCGCCUGUUCUUUGCUCAGCUACAUUGCAAUUGCUUGGUUGAAGCUCGUUCCUCUCCAGACUAUUCGAUCUCGCGUUCAAUUCUUUAAGAUCUCUGCACUCAGCUUCAUCUUCUGCAUCUCUGUUGUCUUUGGUAACAUUUCGCUUCGUUAUCUUCCCGUCUCUUUCAACCAAGCUAUUGGAGCCACCACCCCCUUUUUCACCGCUGUUUUUGCUUACCUGAUGACCUUGAAGCGGGAGGCUUGGCUCACUUAUGUCACGCUCAUUCCUGUCGUCACUGGGGUUAUCAUUGCCAGCGGGGGUGAACCAAGCUUCCAUCUAUUUGGGUUUCUGAUAUGUGUUGCAGCUACCGCUGCAAGAGCUCUCAAAUCUGUACUUCAAGGAAUUUUGCUUUCUGCAGAUGGAGAGAAGUUGAAUUCCAUGAAUCUUCUUUUGUAUAUGGCUCCUAUGGCUGUUGUUUUCUUGCUUCCUGCAACACUUAUCAUGGAACAUAAUGUGGUUGGUAUCACACUAGCGCUUGCUAGAGAUGAUAUCAAGAUCAUCUGGUACCUUCUUUUCAAUUCGUCGCUAGCAUAUUUUGUAAACCUGACCAAUUUUCUGGUCACGAAACACACCAGUGCGCUGACCCUUCAGGUACUAGGAAAUGCAAAAGGAGCCGUAGCUGUCGUUGUUUCCAUUUUAAUCUUUAGAAACCCUGUCUCUGUUACCGGAAUGUUCGGUUAUACACUCACAGUUAUGGGAGUCAUUCUCUACAGCGAAGCAAAGAAACGAGCAAAUAAAAGUUGACCAAACCAAAACUCAAAGUGAGUUGCCAUUGUUUGUUUUGUUUCCGAAUCAAAUGGGAAAUCUACUUGCAGCAAAGGGCACCAAUGCUUAUUAGUGCCAUAAAAUUUUUUGCCCUUUGUUUUUAUGUUUGCCUUUUUUUUACUCAGAAGCAUAGAAAAAAAAGGCUUCUUCUAUAUUGUAUUAGCAACAAAGGGGGGAAUAGUUUAGGAAUAGAAAGUUCAAAAUAAGUGAGACAACGUAAGUCUGUAACUCAGGUUGAGCUAUGGAGGAAUAUUAUCAUUCUUUCAGGAUCAGGAGAAGGCAUUGUAUAAUUGGAUGGCUACACAAUCAUUUUUCUAUUAACAUUUGUUAUAUUUGUUAAUUAAUGAAAAAAAAAAAAAAAAAAAAAA